This is a messenger RNA of Staurois parvus, 338 nucleotides long. NCBI's taxonomy places the organism in Eukaryota, Metazoa, Chordata, Amphibia, Anura, Ranidae. The record is from the annotation of a GenBank genome assembly.
UGGAUAUGUGUGCAACAUUUUGCUAUGAAGUCCUUAAAUGCUGCACUUCAAAACUCAGCUCCACCAGAAAUGAGGCAUCAGCUCUCCUCUACCUUCUUAUGAGGAGCAACUUUGAGUUCACCAAAAGGCGGACAUUCCUGAGGACACAUUUACAAAUAAUAAUUGCUGUAAGCCAGCUGAUUGCUGAUGUCGCACUUACCGGGGGCUCCAGGUUCCAGGAAUCACUUUCCAUUAUUAAUAAUUUCGCCAACAGUGACAGAGCAAUGAAGGCCACUGCUUUUCCUUCAGAAGUGAAGGAUCUGACAAAAAGAAUCCGUACUGUUAUAAUGGCGACAGCU